This is a messenger RNA of Musa acuminata AAA Group (dessert banana), 3554 nucleotides long. RefSeq lists its product as uncharacterized. The transcript has 5 exons. NCBI's taxonomy places the organism in Eukaryota, Viridiplantae, Streptophyta, Magnoliopsida, Zingiberales, Musaceae. The record is from RefSeq and is a predicted model, not a curated record. The coding region runs from base 2095 to 3270 and encodes 391 amino acids.
CGGUUUGAGCGCAAGUUCCAUCUGUCAAUCAGGCACUUUUUCCCAACUACGUGCAUCCUUCAAACUGAUUUAUCCUCGUUGCCGUCUAGAGAGUUGAAUUCUCAUAAUUUUGCCAACUAAACAAGUUCAUCGUCUUAGAUCGCGUUCGCAAACGCUUCGGGGCUCCGAUAUUGUCGUCCUCAUCUCCGGCCGCUUCGCCCCGCUUUGCCCUCGCACGCCUUCCAAAGAUCACUCACCUCUUCAAUCGCGAUCGAUCGUGAACGACGCCACCAUCAUGCCAUUCUCUGCAUCGGCCGGAGAUAGUCUCGACGAAGCCGUGGGCUACCUUGAGGCCCGCUCGCCGCCUCAUAACCACCCACUUCACCGAAGCCAGAUUCCUCUCUGCCUCCUCGAAGUUUCCUUCCAACAGUCCGUCGAAGAUCGACGGGUUGGAGCUCCGUCCCUAUCUAGUCUGGUCUUUUAUUCUUCUGUACACCGCAUUCUUUGAUUUGUUUCUGAUGGUUGAGAAUUGUCUUUGGCCUACUUGUCUGGUGGGCGAUGUCUUCUGAGGAUGAUGGGAUAUAGCGAAGAUGGCGUUGGUGAACUGUGAGCUCUUGCUGAAGAGCUUGAUUAGUUCCUAUUGAGCUUGCUACUUUGCAUUCUGUAAAUGUUCCUCUGAUAGCAUUGCUGCCUCUUAGGAAUUGGAUCAAAUAACCAGGUGGUGUCUCUCUUGUGGAGCUGACACUUUCAAUACUCCUCCAGAGGUGGCAGAUCUGUCAGGCUGUGUCCCUGUUGCAUCAAAGUUGAUUGCAGAGAUCAAGCCUCGGUAUCAGUUACACCUUGUGGGAUGCUAAACAGUGGCCAGCAGCUGUGGGCUCUGCGUGCAGAAAGGCAAUAUCGCCAAUUCAAUCAAAGGGGGCUGCUAUUCUUACUGGACUGCAAGCUGCAAAGGGGAGGGGCAAAUUCAGAUCAGGGAUCAGUUACGAUGGUCUAAACCUUGUUCACAUGACUGGUCAUCAGCCUGUCACUUGAAAGCUUUGGUGAAUGAUAUUAAAACUUUGGUUCCUGGAUUCAAUUUAGCUGAAUUUAGUCAUGUAUCUAGAGAGAAACUUACUGCUGUAUAUAACAUGGCAAACCUUGGCAGCAGUUUUGUUUUAACUUGUUCCAAGUUACUUAAGAAAUAGAAGUUUUCCAUUUUCCAAAAAACAUAAAACAGGUUUCUUGGAUUGACUGCUGUUGGAAACGAAAGAUAAACAAGGUCUGUUUCUUCAGAAUUCUGAUUCUACACUCUACAUGCUUGGUUUGUAGAUAGAUGUAGUACUAUAUUUUCCUUUCUUUUCUUUUGUUCAGAUGCAAUGUUUUGUUCUUUGUAGCUUUUACAUUUACCUGUUUUGUAUUGAACUUGUCUGCAUCAAUUGAUUUAUGGUCAGCGUUCUUCAUAAAAUAUAUGAGCCAUACUGUUAUAUUAUCGUAGUUAUACAACACUAUAGUCAAUCGAUCUUGUAUGGUGAAAUGCCAGUGUUUACUGAUCAUCUGCAAAAGCAAUACAUCUGAGUUGUAUUGUUGUUUCUUGGUACUGCCAUCUAAUCAUAACCUGUGACCACACCUGAAGUAUGUUAUGGUUGUUUGAUGCUAGGCUUUUGAACCAUUCGCUGCUUAAGGAAGGAUUCAACCAGCGACAGGAUCAAACAAUCUUUGGAAUGGCCAAACUGCAGCAGAGGAGUGGUUGACCGGAGUUGGCCCGCCAUGGCCUCUGGAUGUCUGUCCAAUGAUGAGGCAGGUAUUUGGGCAAGUAAGGAAAAGGGAGUCGUCAAGGUUCUUGCAGCACAACAAACAAGGAAGCGUGGGCACGUGUACGACGAAUGGUGCUUCUUAACCUCCUCCGGACGCACCCCGGAUCAAGAUUCAAAAUAGCAAGGUAACAACCCACGCACAACACGACUCUUUCCCCCCCCCUCUCUCUCUCCUCUCUCUCUCUCUCUCUCCCUUUCACACAGUCAUCACCCUCUCUCCUCCGAGAUUUAUUCUGUUGUGAUAUCGUCCUCGUCCCUUUCCUUGAGAACCGCUCCCCCUCCGCUUCCAAACCUCUCCUUCUUCUCCGCCUGCUUUCCGUUCAUGGGCUCGCUUUGCUGCCCGCCACCCCACCAUCCGCCCCGCCCUACGACCCUGCCGACCGAUCCGAUCGUUGCCAAGAAUCGCCGCACCAACAACCAUCACAGCAACAACAACCAAAAUAUCCUCCUCCUCCUCUUCCUCCUCUUCCUCGUCCUCCGGGUGGUGGGUGCGUGUGCCACCUUCAUCGCCACACCCCUCGAUCCUAUCAUGACCUCCGCCACCACAUCCAAUACAACUGCCACCAACACCAGCGCCAGCAGCAGCAGCAACAAUAAGAGCUCCUCCUCCCAGCCCGCCGCUAACUCCGCCUGCGCAGCCUGCAAAUACCAGCGCCGCAAGUGCAAACCCGACUGCCUCCUCGCUCCUUACUUCCCCGCCAACCAGCAGCAGAAGUUCCUCAACGCUCACCGUCUCUUCGGCGUCAGUAACAUCGUCAAGAUAAUCCGCGACCUCGACCCCUUCCAGCGCAACGAGGCCAUGAGCACCAUCAUCUACCAGUCCGACAUGCGCGCCCAUGAUCCCGUCGGCGGCUGCUACAGAUACAUCCGUGAUCUCGAGCGCCAGAUCGAUCACGACUCUACAGAACUCGCGUUCGUGCUUAGACAGCUUGCACUCUGUCGUGCGCACACAGCUCAGACCAUUACACCAGGAAUUCCUACCCUCGCACCUGAUCUGGAUGUAAACCCUAAUUUGCUUCUUAAUACACCCACCGAUGACACCGAGAAUGUGAUAUAUGAUGCCAACCUUUUCCCUUCGAUGAAUCAGCCGCAAGACCAGCAGCAGUACUACAAUUACCUCUGCUAUGACAGUGGCAUUUCUAGAGAUCCAAACAACGAUCCGAAUGCCAGUAGUAACAGCAACAGUGUUAACAACAAUGUUUUGAGUCUACAGCAGCAACAACAUCAUCAUCAUCAUCAUCAUCAUCCGCAAUCAGUGGUGCAGGAUGAGGAUGUUAAGCCUCUGGUAGAUAUGUUUGAGAUUAGGCAGACAUUGAUAGGAGGGGAUGAUGAGGGAGAUUCUAGAAUCAAUACGACUAACGAGGUCGGGCAUCUGCAUUGCAGCACAAAUUUGGAGCUUAGAGAUGAGACUAAUCAAGUGGAACACACGCAGGAACAUGAUUUGAAAGGUGCUGCAUCCUUGUUUACCCUAACCAAUUGUACUUCCUCAGGUUCAUAAUUCCCUUUUCUUGCUUAUUUCUCCUUUUCGUUUGAUUUUUUUAUUUUACAUAAAAUUCGACGAUAGCCCUUUUUUAUUUUGUAAUUUUGCUGUUAUGUUAUCGGCGGACAUAGAAUUAAUUGAAAGGAUGUGUGACAGGACGUACAAGCCAUAACCUGUAUACGGAGGUGUUUUUGUCUGAGAAAUUCACUCUUUGAUUGAAGAUGAUAGCUUUCAUGUUCCCUUUUUUCUCUCUAUGGAACUACUUACCAUAUGGAUAUUAGUGAUUGGGAUUUUGUUCCUCA